CAUAUGCACCGCAGGAACGAGCGUGCCCAUUCUGUCUUUGCACCCUCACAUCUUCUCUACCUACACCUUCUUUCUGCCUCCAGUCUUGCCUCCGCCCUCCUCAUCCUCUUCACCGACACGCGCCUAGCUGCCCUAUUCUGCUUCUGUCCGCAUCCUCACUCCUGUAUAUCGCCAAAACCAACCGUAUCCUCCCUCAAAUUUCCCCUCGAGAAAGGGCAAUUUCACCAGCGUCAGGUCCACGAACCUCCACCGUCCACCAUACCUGGCCCUACGGACCUGUAAACGAUUGCUUCGAACCUUCCGCUGCGUCUAUACCGUGUUCAUCCUACGUUACAGUCCUUUCAUCCUCCUUCACCUUUGUCGCCGCCCUGGUCGGCUUACUCAGAUCCAUUGAGAAUCUACCUUCAUUCUACCUGCCAUUGCGACCUGGCCGGCCAGUGGACUUGAGAGGCACCAGACGGACUCACCACUUCUAUCGCGUUUGCAGAGACCACUGUUUCUUUAUCCUCGCUCGAAGCCGCAGUUCUUCCGUCGUCGUUGUCCGCAGGACCCGUACCCCCCUUUGGAACGACUACCAGUUUCUUACACCAUCCCCACCUCCUACGAAAAGUGGUGGAAGUCACCCGAGGUUGUUGUAGGUGUGACCGUCAUUCAAGUCGACCAAGGCACGGUGUUUCAGUCGCAGCUAGAGAGUCUCAUGACUUAUAGAGAGCCGAAAGAUGAUGGAAAUACUUCCUCUACAGCGAUGACCGUGCCGUUUUCCACGGGUGCUACGUCCAAAAUGGAGAGGGAAUUGACUACCAACGCGCAGACUGCCUCAACGCGGGGUACGAAUCGCGAGUCGCCUCAAUCGAAGUCUCUGCCAUCCACCCCCUUUCAGCGACCUCAAUCCCGAUCAGCGCCAAGAAUGUCGCGUUCACCAGAGCCUUACCCAAAGAAUGGCUCCCCUAUAUCAGUGCCUUCCGACAAGAGCCAUACACCACCAGCGAGGGGGAAACCAUAUGGAGGCUGUAGAUACGAAACAGGGAUGGCCCGGGCAAGAAGGCGUGUGCCUUACUCUUUAGGACCAGAUCCGCUCGAGAAAGAUAAAUCCGACCUGAAGACACGGCUAAAUCAUGAAGAAAACGAGAAAUUGACAGGCGACAUGCAAGAAUUGUACGCGAGGUUGCAACCUACCACCGAAAGUGAGGAACGCCGAUCAAAGUUCAUCGAGAAACUUGAGAAGAUCCUUCGCGGCAACUGGCCCCAAUCGUCAAUCAAAGUCAAUGUGUUUGGCUCCACCGGAAACAAUCUAGGAACUUCAGACUCGGAUGUCGAUAUUUGCAUCACCACCGACUGCAAGGAAAUGGAACGGGUAUGUUCUAUCGCAGAGCUUCUUGCUAGACAUGGAAUGGAAAGAGUUGUGUGCGUUUCCAGUGCAAAAGUGCCAAUAGUCAAGGUCUGGGAUCCUGAAUUGCAGGUGGCCUGCGACAUCAAUGUCAACAAUCCGCUGGCGUUAGAGAACACCGACCUGGUGCGUACGUAUGUCGACAUAGACGAACGGGUCAGGCCUCUGGCUAUGAUCAUCAAAUAUUGGGCAAAAAGGAGGAUCUUGAACGACGCUGCCCUCGGUGGUACCCUCAGCUCAUACACUUGGAUAUGUCUGACUCUGAAUUAUCUGCAAACGCGAGAUCCGCCUAUACUUCCUACCCUGCAGCAACAGCCCAAGCUGGAACCCAAAUAUUUGGCCGGCGUCAAUGUCUCCUUCGACCGCAACAUCGGAGCAUACAAAGACUUCGGCAGCCGCAAUAAAUCAUCCCUAGGUGAACUACUGUUUCACUUCUUCCGCUAUUACGGCCACGAACUCGAUUUUGGAUCGAACGUAAUGUCAGUACGGUUAGGGCGGCUACUGUCCAAGAGCGAAAAACAGUGGCAUCUGCUUCAAGACAAUCGGUUAUGUGUCGAAGAGCCCUUCAACGUAUCUCGUAAUCUAGCAAACACGGCUGACGACACAUCAAUGCGCGGUAUCCACCUUGAAUUGCGCCGGGCCUUCGAAUUGAUCGGGAGCGGCAAGCUUGGAGAGUGCUGCGAACAGUUCGAAUAUCCCGCCGAAGAAAUCAAACCUUCCGAGCAUUUUGUUCCUCCCUCAGCACGACCAGUCAUCCCGCAGCCCCCACCUACUCAGGGUACAGCUCAAGCCCCUUCGCAGCCGUCACGACCAGGGCGAGGCCAUCUUCGUGGCGGCCGAAAUCAGAAUGGCACUGUGCGGAAUAGCACUGGGCGCCGGUCAUCGAAUCCUACAGGGCGGACUCAACAUUAUCUGCGUAAUCUGCCGUUCCAGAUGACCACGCAAGAACUCCAGCUGCAAGCGCAACAUCAACAACAUCUUCUCCAUGACCAGUUGUUCCAGCAAUAUCAGUAUCUACAACUUCAAGAGCAAGAGCUGAGGAUGCAGCUACAUCAACAGAAUCUCCGUUCCAGAGGCCUGCUGGUAUCUGGUUUCCACCAACCUUCGGCGUAUGCACAAUAUGCAUCGCAGGACGAGAGCGCAGAUGUUGGUACAAAUGGACAAAUGCAGGGGAUAAGUCGAGCGCCACUUUCUGCACCAUUAUACCAGCAGCGGUUUGCGCCAGCGUCUCCAUAUCUCGCCACUGCCACCCCAAGCCAAGGAGUCUCCACGAAUCCUCCGUCGCCACGAGUCAGCUCCGUCAUUCCAGAUACUCGAAGAUUUUCGAGGCGGACGUCUGUUACGCAGUCAUCGUCCGGAGGAUCCUUGCGUGCUCAUUCACAACCAGCCAGAGUCAUUCCGAUGUCCUCUUUUGGUCACUUGUCAGCCAGAGUCGAUGCUUCGGGGUUCCAUGACGCAUUAGCAGGCCGAAGAUCAUCAGCAUCUUCUACAUCACAAGAACAAUAUGCUGGCUAUCUCGAAAACGUCUCUGGGUCUCUUUACGACGCAGGUCGAAGGCCGGCAGAAUAUCUCGGCUACUAUGUCGGACAGUCUCCGUCAUUGUCUGCCUAUACACAUAGCACUGCGAUUUCUCCGAUCCCAACUCACGUCGGUCUCGCCAUCCAAAAUGGGGGGUUGUCUCCUCGACCUGCCUCUGCUUCCCUUCGGUCGUCAACGACAAUGCAAUCGCCUCCACUUCAGACAGUAUCGACCACCAUGGAGAACCAAGCAAGUCAAGCGCUGGGAAUCAAGAAUGUUGGGACCGGGAACACCGAGUCUGAGCCGUCAAAGCCAAGAUCAGGACCUCUGAUCGUUGACGGGUCGAUAAAUUCACCUCGACGCAGACGGACGACUCGCUCAUUGAAUGAAAGUGAUGAUCCGAUGAAUUUUAGCGCGUCCACAUCAGAAGACCUGGCAUUCGACACUCCUUCAAGCUCGGAUGAGCAGUCCCAGGAUGCACUGGAGCUUACCAAUCAUGACAGAAGUCCGCCUGGAAGCCCGACGACUUCGCGUAAGGCUCCGCAGCAACCUGCAGGAUCCUCACAGUACAUGAAUGGGCAUUUGCCGCUGAGGUCAUUCGGGCUUACUCCCGCGCCGGAACCUUCGCAUAGAGGGACAAGAGCCGCCGAUUCGAUUGGAAUGACAAGUACAAGCUUGCAGAAGAAUGCAGCCUGGCCACUGGAUCGACAGCUUUCUUCUGUGGAAGAGAUCCGUACGCCUUCUCCUAGAGUCGAAGUGUUCAAGUCUGAGGCGCAGUCGCCCAGAGUUGCUGGAACAAAGGAUCAGGGUCAACCUCCAACAGAAGGGGAGGUGACCGCCCCUAACGGGGGAAGUCCUGAACAUGCUUCCGAGGAGCCACUUUCUCCUAUGACAAACGGUUCGGUGUGCACCCUUGGGGCAGAAGCGGCAGCUAAGUCCAACCCAAGUAUGGCUAGUGGGUGGCAGACACAGAAGAAAAAGAAAAAGAAUAGGAAGACGGUCAAAUCAGAGAACGAUGCGCAGGCUUUGAACACGAUCGGAGGGGAGACUCUACCGGCGGACGAAGCUCUGCGAAAAGGCGGUUAGGGUCUCCUUUACCGGUGUUUAUAGCCCACACACGCAUCAGUCGACUAUGUUGGCUAAGUGUCAGCGAGGCCGGUCCGACCGAGCGGUCCAGCUUUCGAACCGAGUCCUGCAGAGCGCCAGUUGUCCCAAUUGCAAAUGGCCGUCGAAGGUGAAUUUAUGGUAUCAGCAGCGUACAUUUAUUCGAUCAUGUUUUGGGUUAUGCGUGGACAAAAAGUGUCGUUGGCGUCCGUCGAUCUUUUACAAGCGACGAAAUCCCGAUGGGGAUGGAUUGAAUGAUGACCUGGGCAAGCAUCUGUCAAUGCGUCCGACGGUUACGAUGCAGUGACAGGUGCGUAUAUACGGCUCAUCCGAGGUAGGGAUCGAGGAAGGAACCAAGACAGAACCCCUGCUUGACGGCUCCGAGAUUUGACAGGGGGUUUCAGGGCAUGACGGGUCAUCAUGGAAUGGCUUAGGACGAAUGCAUAGCAAACCAGCCAAAGUUCUGGGUUCUUGUUGUUGAUUGAUUUGCGGCAUGGAACAGGAGGGCACACGGGGUACAGCUGGCAGUAGGUGGAAUAUCACUGCGAAAAAAGCGAAACAACAAAAAGGCGACGAAAGAAAGAAAUUGUACGUUUUCUCGGGCGCGGAAGAGAAGUCGAUGAGAAGAUAGCAGAUUGAAUGAGCGAAGCGUGAUCAUUGUUAACCCAAGCAUCAGACUGAGAUCCAACGAGACAUGCCAGAAUGUGGUCAAUUGUAU
Molecule: messenger RNA, 4727 nt
Organism: Exophiala xenobiotica
Lineage: Eukaryota; Fungi; Ascomycota; Eurotiomycetes; Chaetothyriales; Herpotrichiellaceae
Exons: 2
Coding region: 698-3991 (1097 amino acids)
Biological process (GO): RNA 3'-end processing
Molecular function (GO): nucleotidyltransferase activity
Source: RefSeq, a predicted model, not a curated record